UCUCUUAGCUCUUGGCAAGAUCGUAUUCUUAUUCCGUAAUACUGUCUUCUCCCAGAUUCCUUGACAACAAAGAAACAAACAAAAAACGAGGAAGGGAUGGUAGCAGCUGGGAGAAAUCCACUGAGAUUGCCAAACUGCCGAACUGAGGUUUGGUAGUUGAGACAUUGCCUGAAGAGCUAUGAAGAGCUGGCUACUCUUGGUUGCUGCUGUUCUUCUCUGGCCUGGGGGCUCUUCUCAAAAUGCAUGUGAAGAACCAGAUGAGAUUGACUUUGGGGAAAUUGUGAGUGCUGAGAAAGCCAGGAAUCUGGAAAAUGACCGAGUGCAAUACAGGUGCAACCCUGGCUAUGUCUUGCAGGGACCUGAAUGGAUUCAGUGUAAGGGACAAAAAUGGACACCUCAUCCACCAAAAUGCUUGGCACCCUGCAGUAUCACAAGGCAACAGCUAGCAACAAAAAACUUGUUUGUAUUUGGGAGUCAAAGAAAAGCUCGACUUAUUCAGAGUAAUCAUAGCCUGCAAUUUCAGUGCAAUGAAGGAUAUGUCCUUGUGGUUCCAUCAGUCAGAAAGUGUGUUGACGGUUACAUGGAGUUGCCUUUAUGUAUCUCUGAAACAGGGCAAAAUUGCAGUGGUCCACCAAGAACUGAGAACGGAGACAUUACUACUUGAUCUGAGAAGCAGUACAGAUCUGGCUCUUCAAUAGAAUUCAAAUGCCAAACUUAUUAUGCCAUGGAAGGCCAAAAAAGAUCUUUUUGUGAUGAUGGGACCUGGACAAAGGUACCCAUUUGCCUCGAUCCCUGUGUGAUCUCCAGGACUGAAUUGGAAAGCCAGAAGAUAGAAGUUAAAGAUGGAAUAGAGGUGCCUGACAAUAUAUUUGUUCAACGUGGUCUUUCCAUUGAGCUGACCUGUAGAACAGGAUAUGUCCUGGAAGCAAAUUCUUCCCAAUCAGCUUUUGUAAUCCAGUGUGAUGGGACACCACCCGUGAUUCCUAAAUGCAAAGAAAUUACAUGCAAUUCUCCAAGAAUAUCAAAUGGUUCUUUCCGACCUCAAAGAACUUUAUACCAUGAUGGGGAUCUAAUUCGAAUUCUGUGUGACAGUGGAUUUACUUUUGAACCUGAUAAUGGAGAAAAGGUAGUUGAGUGCACGAGAAACGGAUGGUCACCUUCACCAAAAUGUGUCAAUGCAAUGUGUCCCACACCCCCUAUAGUUGAAAAUGCUGAAAUUAUUGAAGAUACAAUGAAAAAGUACCUGAAUGGCGAGAAAAUAAAUUAUCAGUGUAAUGAUGGUUUUGAUAUACAUGGAUCAGCUGCUGUAACAUGUAGACAAAAUAACUGGUCACGCUUGCCAAGAUGUGUAGAUGUAAGAUGUUCUUCUCCCCAUCGAAUUCAAAAUGGUCAGAUUAUUGGUGAAAUAAAGGCAAAGUAUUUGCCCUGGGAGAAGGUGCAGUAUCGAUGCUACACAGGUUAUGCUCUUCUUGGACCUCCUUUCAUUACAUGUUCGAAGAAUGGUUGGACAGAAACACCACGUUGUACAGAUAUUUAUAUGCAGAUCUUCACUAUGUAGAAAUGAAGACAGAAU
Messenger RNA from Pantherophis guttatus, 1573 nucleotides. NCBI's taxonomy places the organism in Eukaryota, Metazoa, Chordata, Lepidosauria, Squamata, Colubridae. The record is from RefSeq and is a predicted model, not a curated record.